Messenger RNA from Symbiodinium pilosum, 728 nucleotides. Lineage: Eukaryota; Dinophyceae; Suessiales; Symbiodiniaceae. The record is from the annotation of a GenBank genome assembly.
AUGACAGGAAUUCUGAGUGUCACGAAGUCGGUCCUUGGGGACAACCCAGCCAUGCUGAAGUUUGCGGCCUGGUUCAUUGUGUGGAUGAUGUCCAGCAUAAUUUGCUUGCCGGCAUCCAUUCCCAGCUUCUUCUCCUUCCGGAUGAAGCUUCAGAGUCACAAGUUGAUGUUGGACCAAAUAGCCAGUUUUGACGUGCGUGCGGCGGAAUGUACCUUGCCUGCGGAUCGAGAGGCCAUUGAAGAGCAAGUGAAAGAGCUUUUCUGCAACAACGAGAUCCUCGCAGAAAAUCACCCUGCAGAUCUUGUGGACUACGGAGAGGUGCGCCUUCAAAGGUUUGCCCAGCCAGACAUGGGCUACGGUGAUCCUCUGGAUAGAUUCAACGAGUACAUUCGUGGAACUCUGGGUGCGUUGGUCAUGGAUGAGAUCGGUGAUGAGCUCUAUGUAUCGUGGCAGACCUGCCUAGCAGCUUUCCUGCCCAUGAUUUUCUACAGCUCAGUGAACAUCCUGGGGUGUGACAACGGACCAUGCAGUGAAUCUGCACGCUUGGAGGGGUACAGCUCUGUUGGUCAGUACAUGGCAGUGCAAACUGUCGGAUGGACGCUUUGUAUACUCAUUGCGUUUCCACUGACCUACCCAACGCUCCUUCGCAUGAUCAAAUUCGUAUUGUCCUAUGGUGAUGGCGCCCUGCCCAUGUCUGCUGCCUUCCUUUGCUGCCCGCUUGCGUACAU